Messenger RNA from Racocetra fulgida, 3748 nucleotides. NCBI's taxonomy places the organism in Eukaryota, Fungi, Glomeromycota, Glomeromycetes, Diversisporales, Gigasporaceae. The record is from the annotation of a GenBank genome assembly.
AUGUCUGAAUCAGCGGAUUUUGUAACUGCCUUUGAAUUGACUGAGAAUGCUGUUUCUCCUCGUACUGCACAACUUAAAUUUCAACAGCCUGACGUAGCAAGUUCUCCUGGAACGACUCAAGUGAGAGUUAAAAAACCACCUUAUCCUCUAAUAAUUCCUACCACACAAUCCACCAUGUCUGGAAGCAGGAUAAAACUUAAUGCUCCUUCACGAACUACAAAAACCGCUCAAAAACUAGUUUUACUUCCUGAAGAAGCCGAUGUACCACCUAGUGAGCUUUCUGACUAUGCUGAAACGCCUGUCACUCCUUUAGUUCCACACCCUCCAGUUAAUAAUUAUGAUUCUACCGAUGCUGAAAGAAUGCCCAAAGAAAGUAGAGAAAUCAACAAAUAUCCUAGAACUACAAAGAUUUCUUCUUCCACUGCAGUACACUCUCCAAAUGGACAUUCUUUUAUGGAAAGGCAGAUAGAAAAUUUCGAAAAUAAUGAAGUAAAUUCUUAUUUUGUAAUGUCUGAAAAUGAAGAUGGUUAUGAUAAUGUUGGAAUAAGUGAUCCUUUACCAAAACCUACUCAAAAUACACUCUCAAAUAUUGGUGAAGUUUUUUAUUUUGAUUAUGGUGUAGUUGUAUUUUGGAAUAUGACUGAAGAUCAAGAACAAAUGAUUCUUGAUGAUCUUGCUAUGUCAAAUGUUUCGGUUCGUUUAUUAAAAGAUGAUGAUGUUGAAUGUGAGACUUUUCAUUUUCAAUAUGAUCUUAAUUCCACCAGACAACCUAGAAUUUUCAAUGAUAUGAUUACUUUAAAGUCUGAUAAUCAUAUGAUUAAAUUAACUAUCAGUCAUGCUAUGAGUCAAAGUACAAAAUUAACUUUAUAUGAAUGGCAAAUGGAAAAUACUAUCGAUAGGACAAAACAUAUACCAAAAAUGUUGGCUCAAACUGGCCAAAACAUUAUUAAUGCUAUUCGGUUCUUAGCAUAUCUUGAAAUUUCUCAACGGGCUAAACUCCUUAAUGACCGAUGUAAAGUCAUUAGCGAUUUAUUGGAUAUGUUGCGUGAAGAUACUUUGUCCAAUCCGGAACUUUAUCCCCAAGAAAGUACCUCACAAGACCACAAACAGAAAACCAAAGCCGUCUGUCAACGAACCCUGGUUUAUCGGUCACUCCCCCCGUUCAGUUUAUCGCACCGCGCUCUUUUCUCUUUUCGGGCUCAAGAAGCCCAAAGUCGUCCUGUUUCAACUCCUGUUCCAAUGAACUAUCCUCGAUAUCCUGAAGUAUCCCACCCUUCACAAGUAUCUCAAAACUCCGCAUCCACACGAAGAGGCAAUAUGUUUGGUCCAUACCUACUGUUACAAACUUUGGGCGAAGGUGAAUUCGGCAAAGUUAAACUUGGCAUGCACGUGGACACCGGUGAAGAGGAAAAUCUUUUAUUAGAUCGUAAUAGAAAUAUUAUAAUUACUGAUUUUGGAUUUGCAAAUCAAUUCAAUGGUGCUCAUGAUGAUUUGAUGGCUACAUCUUGUGGUAGUCCUUGUUAUGCUGCACCAGAGUUGGUAAUCAGCGAAGGGUUAUAUGUCGGAAGUGCUGUAGAUAUUUGGAAUAAUUUAGAUUUUCCUGAUCAUUUAUAUUUUAUACAGGAAGCUGCAAAUCCGAUGAACUCAUUAGCAUCACAAGAUGCAUAUAUCCAAUCUGGAGUUUCUAUUUCAAACAAUUUCUUAACUACUGAUUAUGCUGUGGAUCAAGAGAACGCUGCUUCUGGUAAUAUUACCGUUAAACGUCAUACUAUUCAAGUAGAAUACGAUUACCCUGAUAAUGAUAAUAAUCAUGAGGGAUAUAUUGAUUAUCCCGAUGAUGAUUUUCAAUUUGUCGAUGGAACUCGUCUUGGUUCGACCAUUGUACCUGUAGCAACAUCAGACAUGAUAUUAGCUGAAGAACAGGAAGAGAUAUUAAUAAAUGAUUAUGACACUACCAAAAAUGAUACUUCACAAAAUCUUGUAGUGGCUACACCAUAUUCUAAAACAGAGAAACACUUUAGUAUAACAUCAACCGGAUCUGGUAAUUCAGAUAAAAGUAGUGGACCAGGAAGUACGCCACCAGGAACACCAUCAACAACUACAAGAAAUUCAGCAAAUGCAGGCAAUGGCUUGUUUACUUUGUUUGAAAGUGAUUCCAAUAAUAAAAAUCAAAUCACAGAUAUUAAAACACCACGAAUUAAUAAUGUAAAUAGUAAUCUUGUUUUACCACCUCCAAAUGACAAUUGCCAAUCGGAUUUACAGAAAAGUUCAUCUCAAACACCAAAAAAGAGGGAUGCGCCACGUACUAGACCUGUGACUGUACAUGGUCCUCCAACGGGAUCCCAAGAUUUUCUAUCAAUGGUACCAGGGUAUAAACAAAAUUCUACAAAUGCAUCUUCGAAUAUUACACAAAAUAACAAUGAUAAUUUACUACAACAAAAACUUCCACCCUCAACCACACCGCCCACCAUGCCUUUACCCGCAAUUCCGGAUCGUCAAGAUUCAUUAUCAUCUGUAAGCCAAAAGAGACAUAAAAAAGCUUCUUCUGAAAAAAUUAUUCAAAAUACAGGAAAUAGCCCAUCGCCAAUAGAAAAUGGAACAUCAGUUACAAAUCACACUAACAAUUCUGAUAUUAUCAAAGAAUCGGCGAUUAAUUCAAGAACUUUACCCUUACAACCAACACAAUUACCACUACCACCAUCUCAAAAUAUUGAUAUACAUUCUGAUACAGCAUCUGAUUCAACUAGUCUUAUGGAUGAUGGUAGUGAUUCUAGGAGUAAGAGAGGUGGUAAGAGGAAAGCUUUGAGCCUUAUGGUUGAAACAUUUAAAGGGCCAAAUAGUCAUUCAGCGCAUAGUAUUGUUUCAAACAAUAAUGUAUCAACAAAAGAUAAAAGAAAAACCCUCGGCAGUGGUAUGUCUUCUAGUAGUUCUAAUGCUGCUAAGAAAGUUAUGGAUUGGUUUAGAAGAAAAUCUUUGGGUAAGCAGGAUCAAGGUGUACAUAUUCAUAACAAGAUUGCUAAGGUUGACAAAACUGGAACAAAUGGAGACAUUUCUACUAAUCAUUCCAAGAGUAAAUCCAAGAGACCAAAAAAUAAUCCGGCAGUAGUUGUUACACAACCUAAUAGUAGUACAAAUUCAACUUCAUCAUCACGCCAGUCUACAAUGACAUCAAUGGCUAAUGUGGACUCUAAACUUCGUUUACAUCAUGGUGCAGUUGAUAAUUUAGCUUUGACAGAGCGACCACCAUAUGAAAUUUUCAUAGUAAUCAAACAAACUUUAGUUAGUAUGGGUAUAGAAAUAAAGCGAGAAGGAGAAUUCAAAGUUGAAAACAAACCAUCUGCUAAAGAUAAGUCUAUAAAGAGCAAGGACACUUUGGCAACAUUAGAAAGUUCUGAAAGUACAUCAGAUUUGUCCAUUGAAAAGAAGCGUAAAAAAUAUACUAAGGAGUCAGUAUCUGCUUCUGCACCAACUAGUCCGACAAUAGGUCCAAUGAUGACAAUUACGAGCCCAACCGAUUGUCCCGCCCCAUCAUUAUUACCAGAAGUAUUAUAUGGUGAUCCGACGACAGAUUCGGGUGAUGAAAUCAGGUUUGCAGUAGAACUAUGUCGUCUUAAGAAUCUUCCUGGAUUAUACAUUGUGGAUAUCAAAAGAAUAAAGGGUAAUCUUUGGGCAUACAAAUUUUUGUAUCAUACGCUUCUUGAAAAAUUGGACUUAAAAGGCAAAGGUGGUUAUUUAACUAUUGGAACAA